Messenger RNA from Thecamonas trahens ATCC 50062, 1530 nucleotides. RefSeq lists its product as uncharacterized. The record is from RefSeq and is a predicted model, not a curated record. Lineage: Eukaryota; Apusomonadida; Apusomonadidae. Gene Ontology annotation, molecular function: metal ion binding. Bases 1 to 1530 code for a protein of 509 amino acids. The transcript has a single exon.
AUGCCCUCUAUCCGCGCAGCCGCCGCUGAAGUUGCGCUCUCGUCGUCUCUCUCGGCUUCGUCGCCAGUCUUUGUACCCUCGGUCGCAUCGACCGCUCCGUCGACAAACUCGCCGUCGCGCCCGCGGGCAGCCACCACCACCUCGACCGUCCAUGUCUUCCACUCGCCGACCACCCGCUCGCCCAUUCAGCGGACGCCGACCCACUCGCCGCAGAUGUCGUCACCGCCACAGCAGCAGCAGCAGCAGCAGCAGCAGCCGCCGCCACCGCGCCCCGCCGAGGAGCCGGCCGCCGACGACAUCAUGAUGCUCUGCGCUCAGUUCCCGGACUUUGACCCCGAGUACAUCUCGGACAUCUACGCCGAGGCUGCCGAGUCGCGCCUCGCUGCCGCCGACACGCUCGCGCAGAUGAACUUUUACCGCUCGCACCUCCACGCGCAGGGCCGCGGCCCGGCGCCUGCGCGCCGCGUCUGCCGCUACUACCAAGAGGGCGGGUGCUACCGCUCCGACUGCGCCUUUGUCCACACCGACACCCAGCUCUCGUGCUCGUACUGGCUCGUUGGCUCGUGCAUGAAGGGUGCCGAGUGCGCCUUCCUCCAUGGCCUCGACGACUCACACCGAGACGAGCUCGACGACAUGCUUGCCUCACAAGAGGCUGCCGCCCGCGAGGCCUCCGAGGCCGCCACCGCCGCUGCCCUCGACGACGCCUUCUUUGCCCCGGCCCCGGCCCCGGCCCACGAUGCCCCGCCCGUUCCCUCGAUGGCCUCCAAGCUCAAGCGCGCCAAGCUCGGCGAGGAGUUUCCGCGAGUCAACGCCGGCGUCAUUGACGAGAUCUUUGAGGCCCACGGGUACAACUACGACGCGACCAAGGCCGCCCUCAUGGCCGAGCACGCCGACGGCUUUGUCGAGGUCUCGGACGUCGUCGGCGGCUCGCGGGCCGGCGGCCGCUCCGCCAGCAAGCGAACCAAGGCCAAGAGCAUGCCGUGGCUCGAGACCGGCGAUGCCCUCGCCGCCCUCUACGCCUCGGAGCGCGCGACUGCCGAGGACCUCGCCCGCACGCGCAACCACUACCUCCAGCAGUCUGCAGCCGCUUUUCGCGCCGGCGACAAGGCGCUUGCCAAAGACCUCUCCCGUAAGGGUCGCGCCAUCGAGGACCAGAUGCACGAGGCCCACGCGAUUGCCGCCCGCAACAUCUUUGCCGCCCGCAACCCGCCCAGCCUUCUCGAGUCCAAGAAGGUUAUAGACCUCCACGGCCUCCACCCCGAUGAGGCCGUCGACCACCUGAGCGCCGUCCUCGACUCGCUCAUCGCCUCGGGCAUCAUGGCCUACGUCCUCGUCGUCACCGGGACCGGCCAUCACAACGCUCUCGCCAAGAACGGCCUUGUCGAGCCGGCCGUUGCCGACUACCUCGCCGAGUCGGGCCUCGUCUACUCCGACGCCUCCGUGGACGGGCGCGGCGGCUGUUUGCGGGUCUCGCUCCCUCGGCCUGACCGCUCCGUCCGUACCGGAAGGCAUCAUGGCGGAAAGCGAUAA